UCCCUAGGUACAUUUGUCAAUGCGAUGUGAUUGCAAUCAGGAGAUCGUGGAAUUCGACUGUCCGUGUGUGCUCCACAAAUUAAUUAAUCCCAUGAGCUACCAGUGUUUCAGAGCGCACGGAAACCAGCCGCCACGACGUCUUUCUCCUAUUGGCGCAUUUGUUUCCCCAUGCGUACCCGUCCAUUGCCUGAUCGUCAUUGAACUUUGCGAAACGACGCGCGGUGUAGUUCAAGCGUCUCUAUAAGAUCAGGGCAUUAUCUUCCAUUCGUUACUUCAGUGAUUCGAUUCUUCAAUUCUUCCUUGACCUAUCUAACCAAUUCAAACAACAAAUCCGUCAAGAUGAAGACCAUCGCGUUUGCCCUCUCAGCCACCGCGCUCGCCAACGCCGCUGCCAUCCGGCGCCAGAACGACUACGGGUACCAAUUCUCAAAUGCGCUUUCCACCGGCCCUGUAGCAACCAACUCCUUUAUCCGCGAAGCAAACACCACCCUGAUCCUGCCUGAAACGAACAGUCCCCAAACCGGCAACCUCGCGCUGUGGCCUGGUAUGGGCACGAGCGGCGGUGACCUGAUUCAGGGUCUCGCGAUCUCGGUUUCCGAUGGCAGCGCCGGCUGCGAGAAGUCGUCUGGAAAGUGGUGCAUUGUCGCGAGCACGCUUGAGGAUACUCAGCAGAUGGGCAAGUUUGUAACUGCUGAUCCUGGCUCGUCUGUGACUUUCCAUUACAAGUACAACGACGGCACAGCCAAGUACGACCAAACCGUCUCCCUCGACGGCACAGUCGUCUCAACUUUGUCUACCGACAGCGGGAAAGCACAGGGCUGGGGCACAGCCGUUGAGUGCCAGCAGGCUGCUUGCGGUACGGUGCCGGCGCACAAAUAUGUCGACACGACGCUGAUCAUGGACGUGGCCGAUCCGAACUACGAACAGACCAAGGGCGUGACUGGCGCGACUGGCGACUUGGUCACUGCGGAUGGAGGCAAGACUUGGACUAUCGAGACGAUUAGCAUUGAGUCGCACACUUAUACUUAGAUGCGGCCGGGAGGAUUGCAGGUGGACACCAUUUUUUCUUCCUCUGUAUAUAUACUUCUAUUGUACCAAUUGAUACUUUGGCAAUCGGCGAGUGUCGGGGAUAAUUUCGCUUUCACGUAGGCGAUGCAAAGACCAAACUCCGCCGUCGCAUCAUGUUGAGCCUAAGCACCUCUCCGAUUGUGAGGCAU
Messenger RNA from Paraphaeosphaeria sporulosa, 1217 nucleotides. RefSeq lists its product as uncharacterized. NCBI's taxonomy places the organism in Eukaryota, Fungi, Ascomycota, Dothideomycetes, Pleosporales, Didymosphaeriaceae. The transcript is spliced from 3 exons. The record is from RefSeq and is a predicted model, not a curated record. Bases 340 to 1029 code for a protein of 229 amino acids.